AUGGAGGACAUUAUUGACCAUUUACCCAAAUUGCCUGAAAUCCAACAACAAAAACUAACCAUUCCCGAAUUUGACGAAAUAGAAGUCAAAGCAACUGACUCAGUAGAAAUAAAGAAGUUCAUACGAAAGGUAAAUUAUGAAUUCCUUGGUUUUCAUUGCAACCAUAAGGUUAUGGACAAAGAUUGCGACAUGGUAUAUAAGAACAUCUCUGACCUUUACAAAUCCGAAGAAUUUAAGACCUACGACAACUUUGUUUCAUUAGUUGCAAAAUGUGUUUGGGAAAUAAGAGAUAAAGAUAGUAGGGGUAAGGUAUGGAACGAACAAAUAAAACCCGCUAUGUUCGAGAUGAAGAGAGCAAUUGACGCCUUGGUUGUUUUAGCAGGUAAGGUUUCAGAAUAUAACGCAAAAAUGAAUCCGCAAUGUUCAAAAUGUAAAGCAGCAAUGAGGAAAUAUAACUACUCCGUCAAAGAGAUAGAACGUAUGCGAAACGACUAUGCUGACUUAAAGAGGGAGGCAGAGAAACCAGCAGAAGAUAAAAUGGACAUGUUAGAAUUUCUGAACAAAAACUAUCCAACUGCUGACGAUUUCCUUCUAUCUGACGUCAAGAAGAAAUAUAAAGAAACCUUCGGUAUCGUUAAAACUUUUGACAUACUAAAAGAAGAAAUAGAAGCUACGAAAUUGUUUAGAGUCAUGAACCAUCGCAACAUAUACCAUGUAAAACGCUUGUAA
Trichomonas vaginalis G3 is the source of this 729-nucleotide messenger RNA. RefSeq names its product organellar and viral DNA polymerase type B. The coding region runs from base 1 to 729 and encodes 242 amino acids. Lineage: Eukaryota; Parabasalia; Trichomonadida; Trichomonadidae. The transcript has a single exon. The record is from RefSeq and is a predicted model, not a curated record.